Molecule: messenger RNA, 1123 nt
Organism: Schizosaccharomyces japonicus yFS275
Lineage: Eukaryota; Fungi; Ascomycota; Schizosaccharomycetes; Schizosaccharomycetales; Schizosaccharomycetaceae
Product: V-type ATPase V0 subunit C
Exons: 1
Coding region: 73-675 (200 amino acids)
Biological process (GO): vacuolar acidification; proton transmembrane transport
Cellular component (GO): vacuolar proton-transporting V-type ATPase complex; membrane; proton-transporting V-type ATPase, V0 domain
Molecular function (GO): proton-transporting ATPase activity, rotational mechanism; P-type proton-exporting transporter activity; proton transmembrane transporter activity
Source: RefSeq, a predicted model, not a curated record
GAACACCCCCACCACUGGUCUCGCAGGCCGCUCCUCGCCUACACGCCCACCAGCACUUGCUCUACCACAGCCAUGUCCCUUCUUAAGACGACGUUUUACACUGCCCUGACAGCGGCUGCUGUUGUUGGCAGCUACCUGCUCUUCCACAACACCGGUGAACUUUUUGAUUUCGGCAGAUUCCUCUUGGAGACGAGUCCCUACACCUGGGGUCUGCUUGGCAUUUCCAGCUGCAUCGCAUUCGGCGUCAUUGGCGCAGCUUGGGGUAUUUUUAUUUGUGGCAGUUCUAUUUUGGGUGGUGCUGUUAAAGCACCGAGAAUCAAAACGAAAAACCUCAUCAGCAUCAUUUUCUGUGAGGUCGUUGCCAUCUACUCGCUCAUUAUCGCCAUCGUGUUCUCUGCCAAACUUGCUGACUUGAGUGAAGCUGGUCAACUGUACACCAAGCAGAACUACUACACGGGAUUUGCCUUGUUCUGGGGCGGCAUCACUGUUGGCUUGUGCAAUUUGAUUUGCGGUGUCAGUGUCGGUAUCACCGGCAGCAGUGCAGCAUUGGCUGACGCACAGGACGCUUCGUUGUUCGUCAAGGUGCUGGUCGUCGAGAUUUUCGGCAGUGUCCUCGGUCUGUUUGGUCUCAUUGUCGGUCUGCUUGUUGGCGGAAAGGCCAGUGACUUUGCUUAAUGGAGAGGAGUUAGUUGCCUUGGACGAACAGACAGACGCCUUGCUUCCGUUGUUCGACGUUCACAUGCCUUUUCUUUUCUCUCCAACGGCGAAGUAGCACCCCCGGACCGUCUCAAAGGCAGUGAGUGUUCAUCAGCCUUUCAUUAAAAGUCGAGACACUAUACCGUCUCUCACCUGCCUCGUCUUUUCUUCGACUCGACGGGUCUCACCCGUCUCUUUUCUCUCCCCGUAAUCAUUUUGGUCGUCUCGCACUAGUUGCACUAGACUUGCACGGACGACUUGCCUUUUGCGUACACGUUCAUUCAUAAUUUCCUCAUCAAGAGUAAUAGCGCGACAAUACACAGUCUAAAAAGAUUUUGGGAAGACAGUUUAGUAGGGCGGGCUAGUAGAGCAGCCUCAAGGAAAGCAUUCUCUAAUAGACUAGCCUAGUAGAAUAAUGUCUGGUUUU